Molecule: messenger RNA, 792 nt
Organism: Gadus chalcogrammus (walleye pollock)
Lineage: Eukaryota; Metazoa; Chordata; Actinopteri; Gadiformes; Gadidae
Gene: mipb
Product: major intrinsic protein of lens fiber b
Exons: 4
Coding region: 1-792 (263 amino acids)
Biological process (GO): transmembrane transport
Cellular component (GO): plasma membrane
Molecular function (GO): water channel activity
Source: RefSeq, a predicted model, not a curated record
AUGUGGGAGUUCCGCUCCAUGAAUUUCUGGCGGGCCGUGUUCGCCGAGUUCUUCGGCACCAUGUUCUUCGUGUUCUUCGGCAUGGGCGCCGCGCUGCGCUGGACCACGGGCCCCAACCACGUGCUGCACGUGGCCCUGUGCUUCGGCCUGGCCGCCGCCACCCUCAUCCAGUCCAUAGGGCACAUCAGCGGCGGCCACAUCAACCCGGCCAUCACCUUCGCCUACCUGGUGGGCUCCCAGAUGUCCCUGUUCAGAGCCGUCUUCUACAUGGCCGCCCAGUGCCUGGGCGCCGUGGCCGGGGCGGCCGUGCUCUACGGGGUCACGCCCAACAACAUGAGGGGCAACAUGGCCAUGAACACGUUGCAGCCGGGCAUCAGCCUGGGCAUGGGCACCACGGUGGAGGUGUUCCUCACCAUGCAGCUGGUGGUCUGUGUGUUCGCCGUGACCGACGAGAGGCGGAACGGACGCAUGGGCUCCGCCGCUCUGUCCAUCGGCUUCUCCGUCACCAUCGGACACCUCAUGGGGAUGUACUACACCGGUGCUGGCAUGAACCCCGCUAGGUCCUUCGCCCCUGCUAUCCUCUUCAGGAACUUCCUCAACCACUGGGUGUACUGGGUGGGGCCCAUGAUCGGGGCCGCCAUGGGCGCGCUGCUGUACGACUUCAUGCUGUUCCCCCGCAUGCGGGGCCUCUCCGAGCGCCUGGCCACGCUGAAGGGCGGCCGGGACCCCGAGACGGAGAACCAGCAGGACACCCGCGGGGAGCCCAUCGAGCUCAAGACGCAAGCCCUAUAA